AUGAUGGGAUACCAUUCCCCUACCUUCUGUCUAUUACUUUGUUCCCAUUUCAUAUCAGUUUUAUGUUCUUCUCCUUCACCAACACAUUUGUGCUCUCCUAACCAAAGUGCUGCCUUGUUCCAAUUCAAAACCCACUUUUCCAUUAACCAAACUGCAUGUAAAAAUUGUGAAUAUUCUAAUCCUAAGGCUAAGACCACCUCAUGGAAGCAGGGUACAGAUUGUUGCUUAUGGGAUGGAGUGAGUUGUGACAACAUCACCGGUGAAGUCAUCAGCCUUGACCUCAGUUGCAGUUGCCUUUCUGGCACAUUCCCUUCCAACACCACCUUUUUCCUCCUUUCAAGUUUACAGAGGCUGGAUUUAUCCUUCAAUGAUUUCAGGAAAUCCGAAAUUUCCUCCAACUUCGGUCGCUUUCCAAGCUCAACACAUCUUGACCUUUCCUAUUCAUGGUUUUCAGGUCUUGUUCCCUACGGAAUCUCCUAUCUCUCCAAUUUAGUUUCACUGCAUCUUUCCUACCGUCCAACUACGGAUCUCAUUGGCUUUCAAGCGCCUGGGCCAAUUUUGAAACUUGAAAAAUUCGCUGUAAACGAAAUAGUGCGGAACUUGACAAAGGUAAGGGAGAUUUAUUUGGAUGGAAUAGACAUGUCAUCCAUUGAUCCUAAUUCCUUCGUCAAUCUUUCUUACUCUCUCACAUCUCUUAGUCUUUUUGGUUGUCAUUUGCGGGGAAAAUUGCCAGACAACAUUUUCAAACUUCCCAACAUCGAGUACCUGAGAUUGGAUGAAAACCCUAAACUCACUGGUCAGUUUCCAAAAUCCAAUUGGAGCAGUCCCCUUGUUAGUUUGAGUGCAUCCGAAGCGUCUUUUUCUGGAGAAUUGCCUGAAUAAUUUGGCGAUUUAAAGUCUUUAAUGGUUUUGGCUCUAUUGUUUAGUAACUUCUCUGGAUCAAUUCCUCGAUCACUAGGAAAUCUAUCUCAGCUAGACCCCUUAUACCUUUCAUUUAACUAUUUUAGUGGUAAGAUUCCAUCUUCACUUACAAACCUCGCAAAACUGAGCAUUCUUACCCUUAAUGAUAACCAAUUGGAGGGCUUUCUUCCUGAUAACCAAAAUGCAUUUCCAAAUCUAGCCCUUCUUGAUUUAUCUAAUAAUUUACUUAGUGGUACAACACCAUCUUGGCUUUAUACCAUUCCUCGUUUACUUUAUUUAAAUCUUGGAAACAAUCAAUUCAAUGGUCAUAUCAGUGAAUUCCAAAACAGACUUCUAAUUAAAAUAAUAUUGAAAGAUAACAGCUUUCGUGGUCCGAUUCCAAGCUCAAUUUCUAAACUUGUGGACCUCACUUCCCUUGAUAUAUCGUCGAAUGAGCUAAACGGUACAAUAAGUUUGAACAUGUUCUCAGAGCUUCAAAAUCUCAAAAAGCUUGACGUAUUUGACCUCCACUCCAAUUUUAUUGAAGGUGAUCUCCCAAAAUUACCCCCUAACAUCAGAUUCCUAUCAGUCUCAAACAAUAGUUUAGUCGGAACGUUGUCUGGUAUCUGCAAUAUGAAGUUUAUUGAGAUUCUCGAUUUGUCUCAUAAUGAUUUCAGUGGAAUCAUCCCACAAUGCAUCGGAAGCUUUAGCCAGAGUCUUUCAUCGUUGAACUUGAAGAUGAAUAAGCUCCAUGGAGCCAUUACCUCGAUUUUUGCUAAGGGAUGUGCUUUAAAGAAUCUGAACUUGAAUAGCAAUCAUUUGGAAGGGCCGUUGACACCUUCAAUCACCAACUGCAAAGAGCUGCAAGUUCUAGAUGCUCGCAACAACAUGGUAAAUGAUAGCUUUCCUCAUUGGAUCGAGGCAUUAUCAGAGUUGCAAGUUCUUGUACUCCGUUCCAACAGAUUCCAUGGUCCAAUAACGGCUGCUACGAGUCCUCGGUCUCUUCUGAAAUUGCGAAUAGUUGAUCUCUCCUGCAACAACUUUUUUGUCCCUCUGCCAACCGGUUACAUAAAAAAUUUCAAAAGAAUGAUCAAUAUUAUUGACGAUGGCAAAGGUGUGAGAUACAUGGGGGAAAGAAAUUACUUGUAUGAUUAUUCUGUUGCUAUAGCUGUUAAAGGGUUUGAGAUUGAAUUGGUGAAGAUUUUAACUAUUUUCACAAGCAUUGAUCUCUCAUGCAACAACUUUGAAGGACAGAUUCCAAGAGACAUCGGAGAGCUUAGUUCGCUACGGGGUCUUAAUCUUUCUCAUAACAAUCUCGUUGGGCAUAUACCAUCUUCACUUAGAAACAUGACUAGGCUUGAAUGGUUGGAUCUUUCGUCCAAUGAGUUGAGUGGGCAAAUUCCAACGGGAUUGCUAGAUUUGACCUUCCUUUCCUCCUUCAACGUUUCAUGUAAUCAACCUGUUGGACCCAUACCAAAAGGCAAGCAGUUCAACACUUAUGAAAAUGGUUCGUACCAAGGAAAUGUGGGAUUAUGUGGCGUUCCACUCUCUAGAGGCUGCAACAACAACGUGUUGGGACAACCACCUCCUGCACCGUGGAUGAACUCUCACGAAGACGAUGGCUCAAAGCUUGAAUUUGGGUGGAAAGUUGUUGCGAUCGGUUAUGGAUUUGGAUUCAUAUUUGGAGCGGCAAUGGGAUGUGGUUGUCUUAGAACCGGUAAGCCCAAAUGGUUCGUGACCUUGUUUGAAGCUCGAAGACGAAGAAGGUGAUCAUCCUCCAAAGCCAAGCUAGUUUGAGCAAUUCAAUAAUGCUGUCAACGCUUGCACGUUGUGAUAAACUUUUGUUUUCCUAAAUUCGGUCGGGUUUGUUUGUUUGUUGUUAUGUUGAUGUUGAUGAUGAUUUUGAUUGGGCUUUAUUAGAUUUAUGUUUUGGUUAUAGAGA
Messenger RNA from Gossypium arboreum, 2842 nucleotides. RefSeq names its product receptor-like protein Cf-9. Lineage: Eukaryota; Viridiplantae; Streptophyta; Magnoliopsida; Malvales; Malvaceae. The record is from RefSeq and is a predicted model, not a curated record. The coding region runs from base 1 to 882 and encodes 293 amino acids. The transcript has a single exon. Gene Ontology annotation, molecular function: protein binding.